Messenger RNA from Cladophialophora immunda, 2910 nucleotides. RefSeq lists its product as uncharacterized. Bases 39 to 1877 code for a protein of 612 amino acids. The transcript is spliced from 2 exons. NCBI's taxonomy places the organism in Eukaryota, Fungi, Ascomycota, Eurotiomycetes, Chaetothyriales, Herpotrichiellaceae. The record is from RefSeq and is a predicted model, not a curated record.
CCUGCUGCCAGCUGCGCCUCCCUGCAUGAUCGAUCGCCAUGUCGAAUCAACAUCCUCGCCAUCCUUCCUUACAGCCUUAUGCGGAGAAAUUUCUGUUUGUCAACUACGAUUCCAGCAGCCCAGGCGGCUCUCAUGACCAUUCACAAGUCCUCUCCCACGUCCGUCAGAACUAUCAUGUGUGGCGCCGAAAGCAGAGUGUCAAGCAUCUUCGAGAUCUCGUCGUGGUCCAUCGCACUUGCAAGCAGAAGCUACCGCUUCCCAGCUUCAAAACACCUCUGGCGCCUGAGCGCAGCAGAGAUGUGCGAGGCGGUCCAGUAGUCCCCGUGAAGACAAAAAAGGCCAGCAAGACUCGCCGCACGGGUGCCGCUGUUGAGACCGUCACCGGGCCUCGUCCUUGCUCCUCUUCAAUCACUCUGCGCAGCGGGAAUUCGGAUCCUUUCGGUGCUUAUCCAGUCAAAAUCAAUCCUGAGGUCAACCAGCUGAUCUCGUUCUACCGCGACUAUCUCCUUCCCGCGCAGUAUCACGUCCCUUCUACGACGUGGGUCAGCUCUGCAAAUGCGAGACUAGAUUGGGCCAUCUGCGUCUCGACGCUCCAAGAGCCAGGUUUGGCGAAUGCCUUUAUUGCUCGUUCGGCAACCGUUGCUGCGGUGCUCAAUCCCGCUUUACGGACUCUGGCUAUGCGUUACCGCCUGCGAAGUAUUCAGGAGUUACGCGUGAGACUGCUCAACAACGCACAUCACACCUGCAGUGAUGUAAAUGUGCUCCAAAUCAUCAUGCUGCAGAAAGCGGAAAUCGUUGACAAAAACCUGUCAGCUGCUGCGGCACAUGCGAAGAUACUGCAAAAUAUGUUCCAAGAACAACAACAAAGGAGUCGCACAAUAAACUUCACGCUUCUGCAAUACGCCAUCUGGAGUGACACCCAAAUCUCUUCGAUCUUCAUGACUCCUCUCGCAUUCGACGUGAGCCCAGGCGGCUGGGUGGUUGAAACGAUGCAGCCUCUUUGGGACGCUGCUCUGAGUCAGCUUGGAGAGCUUCCACAGUGGACAACCCUUCGGGACGAAGCGGAAAAGUCUCUCGACCCCAGUGUCGAAGGCGGAGACCUACAGGCGUUCUUCGUCUCGCGAAGGACCACUCUACAAACCUGGUUGCUUUACGGGCUCAAUGGUCUACCCACGCCACCGCUCAUAAUCCUGUGGCUGACCACGACCGCCUGUCUCCAGCAGGGGAGGAUGAUCAAACACUAUACCCGCGCCGUCCACGAGGCCAUCCAAUGUACAUCCCCAUCUUCAGCGAAAGGAGAAGCGGAAGACGGCUCCGUGGAGCAAGCAGAGUAUUGGUAUACCCAGCAGUAUUUGAUCCUUGCAGAAUUUCUCUGGACGCACCACUUAAGCUACAAAGUUGAGGUUUGCGGCGUUGAUCUCUUUGAUAUGGUACCGACGCAACUCCGGAACCUCCGAGCAGCACUGCAACAUGCCGAAGAGUCCGGGCGAGGUUUGGGACGCCACCUUUCUUCAAAAUAUCGCAAUGCUCGUCUCUGGGCACUGUUUAUUGGUGCGCACGCCGAAUUUUCAAAGUCUAAAUCCAAGCGCGAAAUGGCAAAUUCAGCGCUGCCGUCGACCGAAGUUGUCCACAAUAACAACCACCAGAAGGAAGCGCCUGCCUUCAUCAAAUGCGUCAAAACUGUCAAACACUGUGACCCGGACAGUCAUGAAGAACUUAGCGAUCGAUGGUUUGAAACGCAGCUGUCUCGCCAGAUCCAAGACAUGGGAUUGUCGACAUGGCCGGAUGUUUACUUUGUCCUACGAGGGUUCAACUACGCGGAUAUAAUCCAGCCACUCGGAGAAGAGAUCUUCAACAAAGCCAUGAAUGUACUCUGACCUCUGAUGCCGAUAUGCCUGUGUUCAAUCAGGCCCCAGCAAAUGACAAGAGGCUCUAAUUAUGGGAACUCGUAUUGUCUAUCAACCAGAUGCCUCACCCUAAACAUGGCGCACAGAACCGAAGCAAAAGGUAUAAGAAUACAAUGAGCGAGGUAGCAUUGAUGCUUGGAUACAUACCAGCGAAAUGAGAGAGCGAUGUAUUCAGCACCUUUCUUCGAAACUCAGCCAACCAACUUCUCUCCAACCACUACCGCCUUCGACUCUACAGCGUCCUCUGAAGACGCACGUUCACCGUCCUGGAUCUCCAGCGCCUCACCUUCGAGCAGCCGUGGAUGAGGCAUCACGCCCAACUUUCUUGCCUCCUCAACUGUAAAUGUCGCGAACAGAUCUUCCGCGUCGAUCUCCCCAAGACCCGGUACAGGGAAUAAUCGGUUCAAAACAUAGUGCACAACGAACGCCAAAGCAAAUCCCUCGAUGUACGCGAGAUAAAAGAUCUCCUGUGCGCCCUUGGGCACAUGAAUCGACGGGUUGACAGCAUUGAUGAAUCCGGGCAGCGCGGGUGCCAUGCCGAUGAGCCAAGAGGCGUAGGCGCGCCAAUUGAACCCCCGGUUGUACCAGUAGAUGGAUGAUUGGUCUGGAAUGUAUAGAUCAGAAAGCUUGAAUUUGCGAUCACGAAUAACCCAGAAGUCGCAGACCAUCAUGCCCACCAUGGGGCCGAGGAAGACAGAAUAUCCGUCCAGGACGUUGAUGAACGUAUUCGCGGUGUCAGCCAAUUGCCACGGAUUGAUUGCAAUACCCAGCACGAACGUGAUGACUGCACCUCUGCGGAUAUUGAUCCAGCGAGGGAAGAGUGCGGCAAGAUCGAAGCCACCGGGCCACGCAUUGUCGACGGUGUUGAUGCUUAGCUGGGAGAUGAAGAACCCCAGGCCGGCGAAGAAAGCCCCGGCGCGAGCUUUGGCGGUAUAACCGUCCUCCAUCCAGCGAAUCGCAAGCUCUGCGGGCGACCAGAGCACCUCUCCAUAGAUCUUCUGCG